Esox lucius (northern pike) is the source of this 1571-nucleotide messenger RNA. RefSeq names its product epithelial membrane protein 3-like. Bases 310 to 807 code for a protein of 165 amino acids. Gene Ontology annotation, cellular component: plasma membrane. The record is from RefSeq and is a predicted model, not a curated record. NCBI's taxonomy places the organism in Eukaryota, Metazoa, Chordata, Actinopteri, Esociformes, Esocidae. The transcript has 5 exons.
UUAGAUGGUGAUUUUGGACUGGCAGUAGUCUAGAAAGCAAAGGGAGCUCUGUUCAACCAGAAGGAAAUGGGCGUUUAAAGUUCCUUUUAAAAAAGUCUGCAGCAUUCCUCCUCCUGGAAACUUUGGAAAUGGAGUGUUAAAAAAUGGGAGUGGGGGAAUUGGGUGGGCAGUGACAAGAGUGGAAAAGAGAGGACCACCAGAAAGGAAACUUUUUCGGAGUGGUACAGAAGGGCACGCUGGUUUCAGAGGAACAAAACUAUUCAAACUUAGUCUCACUUUGUUAUCCGUUAUCUGACUGGAUCUGGAGGUAUGGCGUACUUAUUGAUUUUUGUGACCCUGCUGCAUCUUAUCACCCUGGCUAUUCUCUUCAUUGCUACUAUGGAGAAGUCUUGGUGGGUUUGGGAUGGGAUGGAGAUCUCAGAUCUCUGGCACAACUGUAGACUUGACAACGACACAGCAAGCUGGUUGUGUGCCACUUCCAAAGAGACUGAUUGGCUCCAAUCGGUUCAGGUGUUGAUGGUGUUGUCAGUGGUCUUCUCCUCUGUCUCCUUUCUGGUCUUCCUUGGGCAGCUCUUCACAUUGUCCAAAGGAGGGCUGUUUUACUUCACCGGGUUAUGUCAAGUCUUUGCAGGUCUUACUGCAUUUGCAGCUGCUCUCAUCUACACGCUGCACAACAAUGAGAUCCUACAGGACUCAAAGGACUUGACUAAAGGACAUUUUGGGUACUGCUUCAUACUGGCCUGGGUGUGUGUGCCGCUACUACUUAUCAGUGGCUUCAUGUACAUACACCUACGUAAGAAAGAGUGAAAAGGGGAGAGAGGACAGUAUUUGGUACAUGUAUGGGUUUGUUGACAAAUGGAAGCAGCUGAAAUAUAUUGUUUUUUUUUUUUUUAUUAAAACAAUAGAGGAGAAUCUUUUGGAUAAAACGUGUAUGUUUUUGCAAUUUAGACACAGGGUAAAACAUUCUUGCUAAAGCAUGUUCAGGAAACAAUAAAACGUCAUUAUUUAGUGCUACAGGCAUUUACAGUUACCUCUGUAAGGAUUGGGACAGUGAAGAUUAUUUUAGUAAAUUUGGCUCUAAACUCCAAAGGUUUGGGCUGUGAGGUUAAAGUAUAUACUCAGCUUUUAUUUGAGGGUAUGUGUGUAAAUGUUUUGUAUGCAAAGGGAAUGCAAACCAAUACUAAAUAUGAGUGCUUUGGACAUUAUUUGAAUCUGUCCCAAUAGUUCUGUUACAUUAUGUAUCAAAAGUGUUGUCAUUCAUAAAUGGUGAAAUCUAUGUUAAAAAAAAAACUUUAAAUAAAAGUCUAUAUUUUAAAAUAUUUAAUGUCCCAAUACGUAGAGAGCUAUAUCUGGAAAUGUCUGAAAGCUCCAAGCCAUUAUUUAUUGUAAAUCUAUGAUUUAUGAAGCUAAUGAUAACAACUGCCAAAUAUAUAUUCCUAAUGUUGCAGAAUGAAACUUGUAUUGCUUUUAAAUAUACUGUAUGUAUGUAGGGAAUUAUAUUUUUGUACCUGCAAUGUGUAGACCAAUCAAGUAUUUUUGUACAUGCAAUGUGUAGACUUAUCAGCUAGAGC